Molecule: messenger RNA, 369 nt
Organism: Exophiala bonariae
Lineage: Eukaryota; Fungi; Ascomycota; Eurotiomycetes; Chaetothyriales; Herpotrichiellaceae
Gene: RPS26
Product: 40S ribosomal protein S26
Exons: 3
Coding region: 1-369 (122 amino acids)
Biological process (GO): translation
Cellular component (GO): cytosolic small ribosomal subunit; ribosome
Molecular function (GO): mRNA binding; structural constituent of ribosome
Source: RefSeq, a predicted model, not a curated record
AUGGUCAAGAAGCGAGCCUCCAACGGGAGGAACAAGAAAGGUCGUGGUCACGUCAAGCCGAUUCGAUGCUCCAACUGCUCGCGAUGCACACCAAAGGAUAAGGCAAUCAAGAGAUUCACCAUCAGAAACAUGGUUGAGUCUGCCGCUAUUCGUGAUAUCUCCGACGCAUCUGUGUUCGCUGACUACGCCGUACCCAAGAUGUACCUGAAGCUCCAAUACUGCGUCUCGUGCGCCAUUCACGGCAAGAUUGUGCGUGUCCGAUCGAGAGAAGGACGCCGCAACCGUGCUCCUCCCCCAAGAGUCCGAUACAACAAGGACGGAAAGAAGGUCAACCCUCAACAGCAGGCCGCCAAGACUCCUCAGGCAUAA